Podarcis muralis (Common wall lizard) is the source of this 681-nucleotide messenger RNA. The record is from RefSeq and is a predicted model, not a curated record. Lineage: Eukaryota; Metazoa; Chordata; Lepidosauria; Squamata; Lacertidae.
AUUGGCUGCGCUGGACGCAGCAGGAUACUUCCUGGAAUGUCUGCAACCCAACGUUCCUCCAGGUCUGUUUCACUGGAAAAGUGGUGGUCGAGGUCUUCUUUUAUUCGAAAUGUAAUUAAUAGACUCGGAAUGGUUGGCGUGUGUGAACUGUAACACAAGCAAGGAUGCUAUACCGUUUUCUUGAAACCAGUCUUCUACACAUGCCAAAGAAGUCUUUCGUGUACGGUGCUCAAAACAGAUACUGGAAAUCAAAAGCCAUUCAAAAUGACGACAGAAACAUUGGUGAAGGAUAUUAAACCAGGCUUGAAAAACCUCAAUCUUAUAUUCAUUGUUCUAGAAACAGGCCGGGUUACCAAGACCAAGGAUGGCCAUGAAGUGCGGACGUGUAAAGUAGCCGACAAAACUGGCAGCAUAAACAUCUCUGUGUGGGACGAUGUUGGCAACCUCAUCCAACCAGGAGACAUCAUCCGACUCACCAAAGGGUAUGCAUCUGUUUUCAAAGGCUGCCUGACCUUAUACACUGGACGUGGAGGAGACUUGCAGAAAGUUGGAGAGUUUUGUAUGGUUUACUCAGAAGUGCCAAAUUUCAGUGAGCCAAACCCAGAAUAUGUCGCCCAGCAGUCGCAAAACAAAAAUGUGAGUAUCAGGAUUCUUAACUAACGCUGGGGGGUGAAAUGAAUU